Molecule: messenger RNA, 2418 nt
Organism: Trichophyton benhamiae CBS 112371
Lineage: Eukaryota; Fungi; Ascomycota; Eurotiomycetes; Onygenales; Arthrodermataceae
Exons: 3
Coding region: 1-2418 (805 amino acids)
Biological process (GO): adenine biosynthetic process; 'de novo' IMP biosynthetic process
Cellular component (GO): cytosol
Molecular function (GO): metal ion binding; phosphoribosylamine-glycine ligase activity; ATP binding
Source: RefSeq, a predicted model, not a curated record
AUGCUACAAGAAAAGCUUCGCGUCCUUGUCGUUGGCAGCGGUGGGCGUGAACAUGCAUAUGCAUGGAAGUUGAGUCAUUCCCCCUCGGUAGAGAAGGUCUUCUGCGCCCCUGGAAAUGGCGGCACAGAUGGAGGAGCUUCCUCCAAAAUGUCCAAUAUCUCCGUCAAAGGGGAUGAUUACCAGGGACUGGUAGUGUUCGCUAAAGAGAACGGGGUCAAUCUUGUUGUUCCCGGUCCAGAAGCUCCCCUUGUUGAUGGCAUUCAGGAAUACUUCCAGGCUGUCGGCAUUAGAUGUUUUGGACCUUCUAAGGCUGCUGCUCGUAUGGAAGGGUCCAAAGCCUUCUCAAAAGACUUUAUGAAGCGCCAUAACAUCCCAACAGCUCGAUAUGGAAACUUCACCGAUUACAAGGCCGCCUGUCAGUAUCUUGGUUCUGUUGACCAUGAUGUUGUUAUCAAGGCUAGCGGACUCGCCGCUGGUAAAGGUGUCAUUAUCCCCCAAAACAAGGAGGAGGCACUCAAGGCCCUCAAGGAAAUCAUGGUGGACCACCAGUUCGGAGAUGCAGGCGAUGAAGUUGUGAUUGAGGAAUAUCUUGAGGGUGAUGAGCUUAGUAUUCUCACUUUCUCAGACGGCUACACCAUCAGAUCGUUGCCUCCUGCCCAGGACCACAAGAGGGUAUUUGACGGUGACCAGGGCCCCAAUACUGGUGGUAUGGGAUGCUACGCCCCAACCCGAAUUGCCUCCAAGGCUGUUAUCGAGGCUAUUGAUAGAACCAUUGUCCUGCCUACGAUUGACGGGAUGAGGAAGGAAGGCACACCAUUUGUUGGAAUACUGUUUACCGGGUUAAUGAUGACCAAGAACGGGCCUAAGGUAUUGGAGUACAAUGUCAGAGGAGGAGACCCAGAGACUCAAACGUUACUGCCACUUUUGAGUGAUGACACUGAUUUAGCUGAAGUUAUGGUUGCCUGUACAGAACACUGGCUUGAUGGAGUAACUCUCAAGGUAGAGUCUAAGUCGUCCGCCACUGUCAUUGCUGUGGCUGAGGGCUACCCCGGGUCUUACGCAAAAGGUAGAGAUAUCACACUCGACAAGACUGCAGACAGUACCUUGAUCUUCCACGCCGGUACCACGCUUGCUGACGGCAAGCUCAAGACCUCUGGUGGGCGAGUCAUUGCUGCGACUGCAACAGCAGACACUCUUGAAGAAGCCGUAAAGGCGUCGUACUCCGGCAUCUCCACAAUUCACUUUGAUGGCAUGCAUUAUAGAAAGGACAUUGCCCAUCGCGCGUUUAAAACAUCAAAGACAUCAACUACCCAAGAAUCACUAACAUACGCCUCAGCGGGUGUCUCCAUUGAUGCUGGCAAUGAACUUGUCAACCAAAUCAAGGCUAACGUGGCUCGAACUCGCCGCCCCGGAUCUGACGCCAUCAUCGGUGGAUUUGGAGGUGCAUUCUCCUUAUCAUCAUGCAAAUCUGGCUUCCAUGAAUCCUCUCCAACUCUCAUUGGAGCGAUUGAUGGAGUUGGCACCAAGCUUAAGAUUGCCCAUGAAAUGGGCAUUCACAACACAGUGGGCAUUGACCUUGUCGCUAUGAAUGUCAAUGACCUGGUGGUUCAGGGUGCUGAGCCCCUUAUGUUCCUCGACUGCUAUAGCUGCGGGAAACUUGAGGUCGAAGUUGCGGCCGCAUUUGUUGCUGGUGUUGCCGACGGAUGUGUGGAAUCCGGUUGUGCUCUAGUUGGAGGUGAGACUGCGGAGAUGCCUGGUCUUUUCACCGACAACAGCUACGAUGCUGCUGGAGCUGCUAUUGGUGCUAUCGACACCUCUAAAAAUCGUCUACUUCCAGACACAGAGGGAAUGAAGCCUGGUGACGUGCUUCUUGGUAUCGGCAGCAGCGGACCACAUUCAAAUGGUUUCUCACUCAUCCGGAAGAUUGUGGAGAAGUCGGGACUCUCUUAUCACGACCCUGCACCAUUCAAAAUGGGUAAAGAGUGCGCGAACUUGGGUACAGCCCUGCUCACUCCAACACGCAUCUACGUCAAGCAGCUACUCGCUACUAUAACCAAGUUCCCUCAGGGAGCAGUCAAGGGUAUGGCACAUAUCACCGGCGGCGGCCUGGUCGAGAACAUACCUCGUGUUCUGCCCAAGAACCUUCAGGCUGACAUCGACGUUUCCUCCUGGCCUCUACCCGACAUCUUCAAGUGGUUGAAAAAGACCGGCAAUGUAACAGGGUCAGAGAUGGCGAGGGCAUUCAACAACGGUAUUGGCAUGGUCGUCGUGGUUGACGAGUCUCAAUCCGCUAGUAUCAAGAAGUAUCUUGAAGAGCUCAAUGAGACGGUCUAUGUUAUCGGAAAGUUGGCUGCUAAGGCCGAUGGAGAUGAUAAGGGAUGUGUGCUCCGGAAUAUGCAAACCUGGGACGACUGUUAG